Molecule: messenger RNA, 1200 nt
Organism: Linum trigynum
Lineage: Eukaryota; Viridiplantae; Streptophyta; Magnoliopsida; Malpighiales; Linaceae
Source: the annotation of a GenBank genome assembly
AUGUUAUCUGCGCUGAUGAGCUUAUUGAGGGCCUGUUUUCGGCCGAGUUCCGAUCAUUAUGGUCACUCGAAUCCGGAAACCAGUGGUCGACAAGACGGGCUGUUGUGGUACAAGGACCAUGGGCAGCAUGUGAAUGGCGAGUUCUCUAUGGCAGUAGUGCAGGCCAACAAUUUGCUUGAGGACCAGAGUCAGCUUGAGUCAGGAAGUCUGAGUUCACACGAUUCUGGUCCAUUUGGUACUUUUGUUGGUGUUUAUGAUGGGCACGGAGGCCCUGAGACAUCUCGCUAUGUCAAUGAUCACCUCUUUCAGCAUCUAAAGAGGUUUACUUCAGAGCAACAGUCUAUGUCAGCAGAUGUAAUACGAAAAGCAUUUCAAGCAACGGAGGAGGGCUUCCUUUCGGUUGUGACGAGGCAAUGGCCGAUGAAGCCACAGAUUGCAGCAGUUGGUUCUUGCUGCCUGGUGGGUGUUGUUUGCAAUGAAAACCUUUACAUAGCCAACCUUGGUGAUUCCCGGGCUGUUUUGGGUAGAGCUGUGAAGGCGACAGGUGAAGUUUUGUCCAUUCAGCUGUCAGCUGAGCACAAUGCUUGCUAUGAGUCUGUAAGGCAGGAGCUGUUUUCUAUGCACCCUGAUGACUCAAAUAUUGUGGUUUUAAAGCAUAACGUAUGGCGUGUGAAAGGUCUUAUACAGAUUUCCAGAUCCAUAGGUGAUGUAUACUUGAAGAAGGCUGAGUUCAACCGGGAGCCUCUAUAUGCGAAGUUUAGGCUUCGGGAACCAUUCAAAAGACCUAUACUGAGUGCUGAUCCCUCCAUUUCAAUACAUAAACUACUACCUGUCGAUCAAUUCGUCAUUUUCGCAUCUGAUGGCCUGUGGGAGCACCUCAGCAAUCAAGAGGCAGUCGAUAUAGUUCAGAAUCAUCCGCGAAGCGGGAGUGCAAGGAGACUGGUAAAGGCUGCACUACAAGAAGCAGCAAAGAAGAGGGAGAUGAGGUACUCAGACUUGAAGAAGAUCGACCGUGGGGUUCGUCGCCAUUUCCAUGACGACAUCACCGUGAUCGUAUUGUUCCUCGACUCGAACCUUGUGAGUCGGGCCGCGUCCAAUGGUGGCCUCGGAAACAAGAUCUCGAACUUAUCUGUUAGAGGGGGUGGAAUCAGCCUCCCUUCAAACACACUGGCUCCUUGCACUGCUCCAUCAGCCACCUGA